Clonostachys solani is the source of this 1086-nucleotide messenger RNA. The record is from the annotation of a GenBank genome assembly. Lineage: Eukaryota; Fungi; Ascomycota; Sordariomycetes; Hypocreales; Bionectriaceae.
AUGCAAGACCUUCCAAGUAUCCGCUGGGGCAUCGUGGCCACCGGCUUAAUUUCAUCUUGGUUCGUCCAAGACAUUGUCAUGUCACGCCCAGACGCCAAGGUCAACCACAUCAUCACAGGUAGCUCGAGUCUCGACAAAGGAAAAGCCUUCGCAAAAGAACACUGCCCAACCCACUCCCCGGCCAUCUACGGCAGCUACCAAGAGGUAUACGAUGAUGCCAACGUCGAUCUUGUGUACAUCGGCACACCCCACGGAUUCCACAAGCAAAACUGUCUGGACGCCAUCGCCGCAGGCAAGAAUGUCUUCUGCGAAAAAGCCUUCACCCUCAACGCCCGCGACGCCAAGGAAGUCUUCGCCGCCGCCAAACAAAAGAACGUGUACGUGGCUGAGGCCAUGUGGCUGAGGCAUCGACCGCUCGUACACGAUCUCCGACGGAUGCUGCACAAGGAAAAGGUCAUUGGCGAGAUUUUCCGCGCCUUUUCCGACUUUGGAAAUGACAAGGACGUGCCGAACCUUCCAGAGACGUCGCGGUACAGACAGUCGGCGCUGGGGGCUGGCUCCCUGCUUGACCUGGGCAUCUACUCCCUCACCUGGAUCAUCAUGGCGCUGGAGCCUGAGAACCCUGAAAGGACGGAGCGGCCGAUGAUUCUGGCGUCGCAGACACACUGGGAGGAUGUUGAGCUGAUGACGAGUGCCAUCAUCCGCUAUCCCUCCGGGCGGCAGGGCAUCGUCACCUCGACGACCCUGACGAAUGGAAACCCAGACAUGCUUGCGAGGAUUCACGGUGUCAACGGUUCUGUCGAGGUACACGGCUCGUGUCCGUCCGCCCCCGUUGCUUUCACAGUGUAUCCCAAAUUCACGGGAGAAUCAGGAGAAGACGCGGUACGAGGCCAAGGCACAACAUACAAAUAUCCCGUCCCUGGGCGCGGCUACCAGUUCGAGGCGGACAGUGCAGCGCUCGACGUGCUGGCCGGGCGCAAAGAGAGCUGGGUGAUGCCGUGGUCAGAAACGAUCCGAGUAUUGGACAUGAUGGAUGAGAUGAGGCGGCAGGGAGGAACGAGAUACGAGGCGGACGGGGAUGAUUGA